AUGUUUAAUUCUACUGGUGAUGACUCGACAGUGAAUAUAAUCGACGAUGAUAGAAUAGACAAACAUCCGGACACUAUAAAGACAGGUAUUCUUGUAAAGAGAGGACAAAAGUAUAAGACUUUCAAAAAACGUUACUUUGUAUUGGUAUCAGAUAAAAAUGAUUUGGACCAUCCCCUAGGAAUUAUCUACUUGAAAUCGAAUGCUUUUCUCAACAAGUCUGCAGAAAUAUCGGAAAGUGUCGGAUAUGGAUUCACAUUGAGAUCUGGAGCUAAACGUUUCUUACUUGCUGCAGAUUCUCCCGAAGAGAAAACAGCAUGGUUAAGAGCUAUUGAUAAAGUAAUGACAUUGAGUGCUUCCAAAGAAAAGCUAGCCCAACAGGCAACAGCAAGAAAGAGAAGUGUAGCUGUGAAUGGUAACUCACCAACAAACCAACCAGAAAAUAUGUUUAAAUUGGAUUCAUCAGAAAAUAGUGGUCCAAAGAAUAUGGAAAAUUCAACUGUAAAUUCUUUUGAAAAGGAGAAAAUUGAUAGACUUCAAAAACAAAAGGAUGAAUCUCUAAUGAUAUUACAACAGAUUGACUCUAAUUUUGUAAAAUUACUAUCCUCAAUUUCAAAUCUUAAACGAGAACUCGAAUCUUCCACUCUUGAAACAGUCGAACCAAAUCAAGAAACUAAGGAAGUAACUUCAACACCAUCAUCACGAAAGAAAAAAGCAACUUCUAGUGACGAUGAUUUCUCAGAUUCUGGAUUUGAUACUAGUGAUUCAGAAAGCGAGAACGUUAAGCCAACCUUUGAUCCAACAGCCAUACUUGCUCCUUCGACAGUAGCUGAUUUGAUGAACCCAGUCGAAAGAUUGAAAGGAUUAAAGUCAACAAUGGAAAAGAUGUAUAUAGAAUUGGAAAAUAUCACUGGAAAAGUGAAGAAUGUACAACAGGAUCAGGAGGAUCUCAUCAAACAAACCGAAACACAAAUUCAAGAGUUUGAACAAGAAAAUGAAGACCUCAGAAAGAGAAUUCAAGAAUUAGAAACAGAAAAUGAGGAAUUAGGUCAUCACAAGAAGCUUUUAAUUAAGGAAGUUAAAAAGCUUCGAACUGAAACCUCACAGCCCCAGACACAACAACAAUAA
Messenger RNA from Naegleria gruberi, 1125 nucleotides. RefSeq lists its product as uncharacterized. Lineage: Eukaryota; Heterolobosea; Eutetramitea; Acrasida; Naegleriidae. The transcript has 3 exons. The coding region runs from base 1 to 1125 and encodes 374 amino acids. The record is from RefSeq and is a predicted model, not a curated record.